AUGCCAAAACGAAAAACGACCACUACUACUACUACAUCGUCACCAUCAAAAAAGAGAUUGCCAUCCUAUUUGAAUUUUGAUCAUGAAAAAUAUCAAUGGAAACCAGAUAUUAACUAUCGUCAACAUCCUGAAUUAUAUCGAAUUGGUCGUGGUGAACAAGGUGUAUUAACGUGUCAACCGUACAAAGAUGAAAUAUGUCCACAUUGGCGUUUUAAAACGGUUGAUAUUGCUGAAAAAUCAGCGACAACAAUUUAUCAAUUAUUUUUAAAUUAUCUUGAUAAAAAUGAUUUUGUUGGUGCUGAUUUAGCAAGAAAAUUUUUACAAAUGGGUUUUACAAGAUCAAGACGUUAUGCUAACCAUUCAUCGGGAACAAAAUAUGAUAAAAAUACCUAUGAUAUAUUACCAAUAAAUAAAGAAACAUUAGUAUGUGAAAAAGCACAAACAGCUGAAGUAUUUAAAAAAAAAUGGUUUGAAGCAAAAGAUAAUGAAAAAUAUAAAGAAUUAGCUGCACAACAUCGUCAACUAUAUGAGCAGAAAUUGAUAAAAAAAGCACAAUUAACAACUGCUGAUAUAAAAGAUUGUGACGAUGACGACAAAGGUCGUAAAUCAACGAAACGAUCAAAACAAAAAGUUGGUAAACGUAAAGUUUCGGACACCGUUAGUGAUGAAAACGACGAGUCUCAUUAA
Didymodactylos carnosus is the source of this 687-nucleotide messenger RNA. NCBI's taxonomy places the organism in Eukaryota, Metazoa, Rotifera, Eurotatoria, Philodinida, Philodinidae. The record is from the annotation of a GenBank genome assembly.